Elgaria multicarinata webbii is the source of this 2113-nucleotide messenger RNA. It is a transcript of the gene TP73, whose product is annotated as tumor protein p73. The coding region runs from base 22 to 1782 and encodes 586 amino acids. NCBI's taxonomy places the organism in Eukaryota, Metazoa, Chordata, Lepidosauria, Squamata, Anguidae. The transcript has 12 exons. Gene Ontology annotation, biological process: protein tetramerization; apoptotic process; regulation of transcription by RNA polymerase II. Gene Ontology annotation, cellular component: nucleus. Gene Ontology annotation, molecular function: RNA polymerase II cis-regulatory region sequence-specific DNA binding; protein binding; DNA-binding transcription factor activity, RNA polymerase II-specific. The record is from RefSeq and is a predicted model, not a curated record.
UCUAACCACACAGACGUCGCCAUGGAUGUCUUUCAGAUGCGAAGCAUGAACGAUUCAGUAAUGUCCCAGUUUAAUUUGCUGAACAGCAGCAUGGAUCAGAACACUGACAGCAGAGCCGCCUCCUCAAGCCCUUAUAGCUCGGAGCACGCCUCCAAUGUCCCAACGCUCUCACCUUACUCCCAGCCCAGCUCCACCUUCGACACCAUGUCCCCCGCUCCUGUCAUCCCUUCUAACACUGAUUAUCCGGGGCCACAUCACUUUGAAGUGACCUUCCAGCAAUCAAGCACCGCAAAAUCCGCCACCUGGACAUAUUCCCCACUGCUGAAGAAGCUCUACUGUCAAAUUGCGAAGACAUGCCCAAUUCAGAUCAAAGUCUCGACACCUCCUCCUCCAGGCACCAUCAUCCGGGCCAUGCCUGUCUACAAGAAGGCAGAGCACGUGACGGAAGUGGUGAAGCGGUGCCCGAACCAUGAGCUGGGACGCGACUUCAACGAUGGCCUCUCAGCUCCUGCCAGCCACCUAAUCCGUGUGGAAGGCAACAACCUCUCUCAGUAUGUGGAUGACCCUGUAACGGGAAGGCAGAGUGUGAUGGUUCCUUAUGAGCCCCCCCAGGUGGGAACUGAAUUCACCACCAUCCUCUACAACUUCAUGUGCAACAGCAGCUGCGUGGGAGGGAUGAAUAGGCGGCCCAUCCUCAUCAUUAUCACUCUGGAGACCAGAGAUGGGCAGGUCUUGGGGCGGAGGUCAUUUGAAGGCCGGAUCUGCGCUUGCCCUGGCAGAGACCGGAAAGCGGACGAGGACCAUUACCGAGAGCAACAAGCCCUGAAUGAAAGCGCUGUGAAGAAUGGCAACCCCAACAAGCGGACUUUCAAGCAGAGUCCUCAAGGUAUUCCUGCACUAGCAGCUGGAAUUAAGAAACGGAGGCAUGGGGAAGAGGAGACAUAUUACGUGCCUGUUCGUGGCCGAGAGAACUUCGAGAUACUGAUGAAGAUCAAGGAAAGCCUAGAGCUGGUCGAACUGGUCCCCCAGCAGUUGGUUGACUCUUAUCGUCAGCAACAGCAGCAGCUCCUGCAGCGCCAGACUCACCUUCAGCCUCCUUCUUCGUAUGGCCCAGUACUAUCGCCGAUGAGCAAGCUCCACCCAGGAGGGAUCAACAAACUGCCAUCCGUGAAUCAGCUUGUCGGGCAGCCUCCACAGCAUGGCCCUGGCACUGGGCCAAACCUCGGGCCCAUGGGGCCAGGAAUGCUGAACAGCCACACCAUGCAGUCCAACGGAGAAAUGAAUGGCGGUCACUCCUCACAGGCGAUGGUCUCGGGGUCGCAUUGCACUCCCCCUCCACCCUACAACCCAGACCCAAGCCUUGUCAGUUUUUUAACAGGUUUGGGGUGCUCAAACUGCAUUGACUAUUUCACUUCACAAGGGUUACAGACUCUUUAUCACCUGCAGAACUUAACCCUGGAGGAUCUUGGAGCACUGAAGAUCCCAGAGCAGUACCGUAUGAUCAUCUGGAGGGGUCUCCAGGAACUGAAACAGACUCAUGAUUAUGGAGCUCAGCAGCUCAUCCGCUCCAGCAGCAAUGCCUCUACCAUUUCCAUUGGGACAUCUGGUGAGCUGCAACGACAACGUGUCAUGGAAGCCGUGCACUUCCGUGUGCGCCACACCAUCACUAUCCCGAACCGCAGUGGGGCUGAUGAGUGGGCAGACUUUGGCUUUGACCUACCAGACUGUAAGUCCCGCAAACAGUCCAUCAAAGAGGAGUUCACAGAGGGAGAAAUCAACUGAGUGCGACCAUAGGAGCAGGCAGCCAAUGAACUAAGAGGGAAACUAUCAGGAACUGAAAGGUAUUUGGCAUGAAAGCCAGGAAGAAAUGAGCCCUUGGGUAGCCACCAAAAGUAUUUUUCAGUGCUGGUGGCGGAAAAUUACAGUUGUGCAGUGGAACUUUGAGCACAGUGCAUUCCUACAUACCUUUCUAAGAAGAAUGGUAUUUAUUAUUGCCAUGCCAGGGAAUUCAAAAGAAGAAACAGGCUGUAGUUAUUUGCGGGUUGUAUCCAGCAGCAGAACAUGGAUUGGUUAAAACCUACUGGUAUGUUGCAGGUGUAACACACCUGUGUCA